This is a messenger RNA of Crotalus tigris (Tiger rattlesnake), 3949 nucleotides long. It is a transcript of the gene CUNH10orf143, whose product is annotated as chromosome unknown C10orf143 homolog. The coding region runs from base 221 to 547 and encodes 108 amino acids. The record is from RefSeq and is a predicted model, not a curated record. NCBI's taxonomy places the organism in Eukaryota, Metazoa, Chordata, Lepidosauria, Squamata, Viperidae. The transcript is spliced from 4 exons.
GUUACGGAACUGCCCCGGGAGAGCUCCCCGCUGCCCGUCGGGCCUUGCCAUUCGAGGCAAAAGCUGCGCGGGCGACGGAGCAUUUGCCUUCCGCGGCUAAAUUAAGAGGAUUGGCUAUGGAGAAAAGAAGGGGCGGAGUGCCGGGCGCGGAGUCCCCAGAGAAGCGGCCCAGCGAGCUUAGCGCGGACAGAGGUGAACUGGCUGCCUGGGCCGGGCCUCCAUGAACUUGCUGGGGGAGCGGCGGCGAGGCUGGCCGGAGGAGCUCUGCGCCCCUCAACCCGAGCGCAAACGAGUGUGCAAAAACUUGGAGACUGUUCCACAGGCAAUCAAUCCUUGCCACCCAUUAAGCAACUGUUUUAUGGAUUACUGGGCUGUGAAGCAGAAUUUGAAGGAGAAUGAUCUCACUGAAUUGUUCAGACCUCAGAUUAUGAAAGAGAAACCAAGUUAUACGAUAUUUACGAAUAAUGACGCCAAAGCCACUGCCCAGCCAUGUCCAAGAUGUAUUGCUGGCGAAUCUGGACAUUUUGGCCAUAUGAUGGGCUUAUAGAAGAUCAUUGAUACAACAGUCCUCAAACUUAUGUAUGAUAAGCUUGAGCUGCUAAUACUUUCUCCACUUCUCUUAAAAACUCCUGUAGGUUUAAAAAAGAAAUAAUAUGUAACAUUUUUAAAAAGUAUUUUCAGUAGAAUUCCAUUUUGGUUUACUUUUUAAUAUUCUGUAUUAUCUAUUGUUUAGAAAAAAAAGUUCUUCACUUCUAAUACAUACAUAUCAUGUACUAUUAGAAGCAUAUUUUCCCGACUAUAAGUUCUUAAUUGAAUUAUUUUCACUCUUUGCAUUGAACACCCAAAAUGUGUGUUGUUUCCAUAUGAAUUGUGACAGCAAAGGUCAGAAUUAAACAUAUGUUUCAAAAUAGAGAUCUAUUCUCCCAAUCUCAAAAUAAUAUUCAAAGGAAUUAAAUUUUGCUGAUUAGCAAUAUUCUGUGCACUUCCAAUAUUUGUGCUAUUUCCUAAUACGAUCCCACAAAUUCUAGAGUAAGAGGGACUGGAGAACUUUAGAACUCACCCCAGAGAGCAAUAAAUUGGGAGAGACUCUUGUUGACUGAAUGAAUCCUAUCUGAGCGAUGAAAAAAUGAAAUUUUAAGAUAAGAACUAGUUCCAUUUUACAUGAAAUAAAAAAUGAGUCAAAUGAAUUGCUUGCAGUUCUUUGCUUGCAGCUAAUAAACCUUAUUUUAAUCUGCAUAUUUGCUGACUAUGCCAUAAAAUGCAUUUGUGGUUGUCUGAAUUAUUUUAAAAUGCAAGAUUAAAUUAAUUACUUUUAAAAUAAUUUUUAAAAAGUAUCCAUCAUAUACAUUUUCAUGGAUUUAUUUCUAAUUUAACAUUACAGCAAGAAGACAUAGACCUGCUUCUAAUAACAAAGUUUACGGAAGCACUUUAGGACCUUUUAAAAAUAAUAUAUUUUUAUACUAAAUGAAUUAACAGAAAUGCAUAAGUAAUGGCAGCACUGUAAUGUAAUAUCAGAAUUUAAAUAAAAGUUGUGCCAUAUGAUUCUAUGCAUUUUAGGUGAAAUAUUUAGCAGCUGAAACCUGAUGAAUUAAACUACCUGUGGUUUAUUGCUCCUUAUUGCAGUUCAAUCAAAUACAUUUUGCUCGUGAUUGUCAUAUAGUUAUGAAUAAAAUAUUAAGAAUAUAAUUGAGGAGAGGGAGUAGAAUUCAGUUUUAUUCUACCACAAAACAGCUAUAAUACGCCUUUGCAAUCCAAAGACUGAAAUACUUCAUUUAUUCCUUCAGAAUUCUAUCAAGAAAACAGUUUCCAAAUCAGCAGCUUGAAGAGACCUAAGACUGCAUUCUGAUGGACACUUAUCUGUGAAAGAGUCUCAGUGAACAAGUGUCAGGGUUUGUUUUCUCUAUGUAAUAUUUUACCUUCAAAGGUGAGGAUGGCCUUCACACUUACAACCUUCCAGGAAGUUAGAAAGGCUGUUUUUCUUUUGGGGUGAUUGAUUCCAAAGCUGCUAAUUUAGUUUUACCAUACAAUAUUUGUUUAUUAUUUACAUGAAUAUUCUAUAAGUUGCCCAGAGUCUAAUUGCAUUGAGUUGGUGUGUACAUUUAAUAAAAAAAAUAAAUUAAGUGUGUUAAGCGACAUUUCCUUAAAUCUCAUAGGAUUUUGGCAAGGUGCAUCCCAUCUCAUCAGGCCCAUCCGGUAUUGGCAAACAUUGGCUGUAGUGUGAGACUGUAAUGUAGAAUCCAGCAUUCUGUAGAUUCCAGACAUGUAAUCAUUGCCUUUAAAUUUAGGGCUGAAGCUUACAUGAAUCAUUCAUUAGAUUCUACAUCUUCUUAUUCCAACAUAGAGGAUAAAACAGAGGUGGCAAAGAGGAUGAAUCUGUCUUCCUUUAUGUCUCACACUAUUUACUAGAAAAUAAAUGUGGAAGUGCCCUUCACAAAUCUGAGGUUGUGGUUUGUAUGUAUAUUGGAAGACUUUCUAGACCAGGCACGCCCACCCCGGCCCCACAAGGGCAAAACAAGUCCGAUACAUUACGACACAGCCCGCAAUGCAAUCAGGAUUGACACUCGUGUUCUAGACUUUUAUCAGUUAUCAGAUAUACUUUUUAGUAUAUCCAAGGUUGAUUUUGUUCUCUAGGAUCAGGUUUCAAGCACAUGCAGAUAGUCCUCCACUUAUAACCAUUUGUUUACUAUGUAUGAUCAAAAUUUGGACACUUGGCAACUGGUAUGCAUUUACGAUGGUUGCAGUGUCCCAGGAUCAUGUGAUCACCUUUUGCAACCUUCUGAUAAGCAAAGUCAAUGGAGAAGUGGGACUCACUUAAUAACCAUAUUACUAACUUAAAGCUGCAGUGAUUCACUUAACAACUGUCGCAACAAAGGUUGUGAAACAGGGCAAAAUUUAACAACUGUCUUGCUUAGCAACUGAAAUUUUGGGCUCAGUUGUGAUCCUAAGUUGAGGACUAUCUGUAAAACAUAAACAGGAGCACAAUAACAAAGCUACAUUCAUACUGGGGGGGGGGGCAGAAUAUAGCUUUGAGUUUACCUAACACAAAAACCUCUAUUAAUGCUAAAAUGGCACAUUUGGAAAUAAUGGAUUAAUAUAAAUGCAUUUAAAAUGCUAUCCGAAGUCAGGGUCCUUGAGGUUGAUAGCAAAUGUCCCUGCCUGAUUUUAUGAAUUCCCCAACUUGUUUCAUAGUCUCCUUGAUUUAUUUGGAGAAUUGAUUUCAGGACUCCUUGUUCACUUGUAUAUAUAAAACAUAAAACUGAAUUCAAGCUCCUGAAAUUUAAUUUCAACAUGAGAUAUGUGAGCAUAAUAUAUAAAGUUUGGGAGGAUCUUAGUUACAUUAUAAAAAGCAACAGAUUGUUCUUAAUGCUAGUAAACUAGUUUUUUAAAAAAUAAAUUGUCCUAAAAUAUUUAUGUUGGUAAGUGUUCCAUGGGAAAAUAUAAUUUUAUAUUGUACAUCAGACCUUUUAAACCUUACAUUGAAUAAACAUUUGGGGUUUUUGUUCUAAAACUGAGUAUAAAUUUUGUCUCCAAAUCAAAUUGGACAAAAAUAUUACAACCACAGAAUUGUUUCUAGAAAUGUUAACCACUUUUUUAUUUUGUGAUAGAAUAAUUAAAAAUAUAGAUACAUUGUAACAUUUUUGUAUACAAAAUCUAAGAAUGCUACUUUCCUGAAUGUAUAGCAAAGGAAUUGAUAACAGCAGUUUACAUUUUGUUGUAUAACUUUAAACUGUGUAUUUGGUAAAUUAUAUUUUAUUUUUUUAAGAUGGAGUAUUAAAGAGUAUAUUUGCUGUUAAGGCAGACAAUUAUGUUUUUAAAAGACACGUUGAUAUAUAAGAAAAAAAUAUUUUACCUUUCUAAAAUUUAUCUUGCAAGUCUGCCAAAAUUAAUUGUAUUUUUUGUUCUCCCUUCAUUUAUUUCCUCAGAAAUGAAUAAAAUAGAAUUUAGAAGA